This is a messenger RNA of Talpa occidentalis (Iberian mole), 4572 nucleotides long. Its product is annotated as nuclear body protein SP140-like protein. Gene Ontology annotation, biological process: regulation of transcription by RNA polymerase II. The transcript is spliced from 20 exons. The coding region runs from base 2767 to 4482 and encodes 571 amino acids. Gene Ontology annotation, cellular component: nucleus. Gene Ontology annotation, molecular function: DNA binding; DNA-binding transcription factor activity, RNA polymerase II-specific; protein binding. The record is from RefSeq and is a predicted model, not a curated record. Lineage: Eukaryota; Metazoa; Chordata; Mammalia; Eulipotyphla; Talpidae.
UGACAAUGGCAGCUUUUAUUUGGAUGUUGAUUUUGCUCUUUUCCUUCCGGGCUUGUCCGGUUGUUUGUGACCCUUUUCUGUGGGUCCCCACUGGAAGAUGUUUUAGACUUGUGGCAGGCUUUGGGGCCUUGCUCUGGGCCGACCCCAUAUGGAUGGAGUUUUACCCACGAGGGGAUGGGUAACUUUGGGUGCUUCAUUUAGAAACUAGACUCUUUGCCUUACCUGUAUUGUUUCCUAGUUUUAUUAAAGUUCCUUCCCAUUAAAGUGUCAUAUGUUUUGUGUUGAUGCGGCGGAUGGCAGAACCCAUUUAGAAUAGGCAGGUUUGCGGGGUUUGGGCUGCCCCUCUCCCUGUCCUAUAACAGAUUUGGCGUCCAACGUAAUUUAGGACAGAGCCAUCCGUGGUUAGUCAGCCCCAUGGGGAAAUUGGGCUUCCCUGUGGCGCUGGCUACCAUAAGCGCAAAUGUGAUUUUUGGUUUCUCCGGUGUGUUUGUUUCAUAUGUCGAUUUCUGUUAAAAAACUGGCUUGGGCUUUGUGAAGAUUCUGUGUGUUUGUGUGUAAUUUGUUUGUAGUGACUUGCUAAGAAAUUUUGAUUUUGUGGAAAUUGUUCUGUGCCAGUUUUACUCAAAAGAUUAGGCAGUACAUUGGACCAUGUGGCCAGAUCAAAGAUGGCGUCUGAGGCCACUUGGAACUUUUUUUUUCUUUCUUUUUGUAAUCUCUGCUGUCUCAUUAGCAUUUCUAAAGGCAAUAAUGGUUCUUCAGUGGUAUGUUGCUUUGUCUUUGACUACUUCCUGCCCUGUGUCUGACCGGUUUUGCAAGCCAACUGUGGAGCGGUGGUGUUUUUAAUUACCAAAUGUAUGCCUGGGUGUUAAGGAAACAGUAGCCUUAAGCAGUAACUGGUAAUUGCUAGUAUCCUUCAUGGAUUCUUGGAGAUAACUUGAAUUUUUGCAAAGUCUGGAUCAGAAAAAUUAACAAGAUUUUGUCUGAGUCUUGAAGGAUUUGCUACUGUGAAUUUUGUCUACACAAUUUGUUUUGGGCAUGUUUGCCAUUUUAAAUACUGGAUUUGUUCAAUUGCUGGUGUAAGACAAGAUUCUAAGUUUCUGCUUCCUACUGAGGAAGGUCUGUUGUGGAAAGCACUCUUUAGGGUGCAUCAUGUAACUGUACCAGGUUUUCAUACCUGUGUUGUUGUUGCCCCUCCCUAGUGUGGGGGAGGUGUAAUCUGUGCUUAGAUGUUUAAUCUGCUCUUUCAGCUUCUGUCCCAGAGUGGCUAACAAAAGUAAGGAGAUGACUCCUUUUAAUUGAAAGUUAAUUACUAAUAAUUUGAUUUUGCUUUUUCAGGUUCUAUUCCAGGAAACCCAAGGAGUGCCUGCUUGGUGGCUAACAAGAGAUGACUCCUUUUGCUUAAAAGUUAACUGUUAUUUUUAUUCUUUCAGUUGCUGUACAGAAUACCCCAGGAUUGACUUCUAACAAAAAGUCUUCAACACUGAAAACCCUAAUGUGAUAAACAAGGUCGUGUAACUCUUGUGAUUAAUAAAACUUUUCCUUCCUAUUUCCAAAGUCUUAGGUUUGUAGGAUGACAACCGCAAAUUUUUCUGCCAGCAACACUCCACAUUUUUUUUGGACUUUGACAUUUUUUUUCUAAGCCUAUGGAGUAAAACUGCAGUUACAUAACAUAUUCUACAUGGCAUAAAAAAAAAAAAACUGUCUUUGUCUAUAUGUUGUAUGUCUGUAUGUCCUUCUGUCUGUCUUGACCUCCAGUGAUUGACAGAUUGGUAUACAUGGUGCCCAUAGACGUUAUACUUUUUUUAACAAUGGAUGAUUUCAUACAAGUUAAUUCUGUCUCAGCAUGAGAUGUUUAGUCAUACCUAAGACAUCUACUUCAUCAUUCAGGUACAUGUGAUCCAUGUUCCAUGGCAUGGGACACUAAGCAAUCGCAAGGUACUGAUUACAGGAAUCUAAAUCUACACAAUUAUUUUUGAUUACACAGAACAGCAUUUCUUAAGCUAGUUUUUCUGGUUUCGUUUCCAAGACCACUAAUUAUCAGAAAGUAUUAAUGUUUAACUACUGGUAUAUUUUACUUUUGGUGAACAAUGUUUUUUCUACGUAAGCAUUUUAAUUUUUGUGGUAUUGACUCAUGUGAGAAGUACUAUGAUUAUUUUGAAACUAAUUGGCCACACAUUAUUGUCUUUAUCAUGCAUUUCCUGAAACAGAUUUCACACAAAAUAGAAAAAGUAGAGUCAGUAAGAAAAGAGUAUAAUUAUAGACUGGUUGCUAUGUUGCUUCUUCUGCAGGAACAAUGACCAACUGGUUAAUAGUUAAACCGCUUUGUUGGUGACGCCAUCAGGCAGCAGCCAUGUUCUCAGCCAAAAGAAGGGGUUUUUCACUGCGGGCUUUCCGCCUGGAUUCGGCUUACAGGCAUUUCACUGGCGUUCAGCGGCAGAGGCAGCCGCACCCAGGCCCUUGCUAACGCCAGUUCCUUUGGCGCCCAUGUCCAUCUUCCGGCCUCUCCUUGCCCUUCCUGGAAGGAUCCUCAGACCCUGAAUGAAAAUUCCAAGGACGGAGCAGCUCUGAGGGCUGCUGCUCUGGGUGUCUCGUGCAGACACGCAACGAAACCUUGGCUCGGGGCGUGAGGACAAGACCCCCCACUCGCCAUGUGCUGAAAGGCAGGCGUGGACCAUGCAGCCAGCACUCCGGGUCUUUUCAACAGCAGCGGGAGAGCUGCUGGCCUGAGUCCAGCUGAUCUUGUUUUAGAAUGAAACCGUCUCCAGGAUGUCCACCGAAGACCAGGACACAGAUCAAAGGAUUUUCUGUCACCUUCUAUUCAGUCACUUUAAAAGACAUAAACUGGGGAUUUGCCAAAAAGAUGCCCAAAGAAAGACAUUUCCUCUCCUUGAAACCCUCCAUGACCGGGGGUUCAUCAGCGACAACCUGUAUGAAGAUUGUCAAGAAUCGUGUAGAAACCUGGUUCCUGUACAAAGAGUGGUGUACAAUGUCCUCCAUGAACUGGAGAAGAAAGCUGAUGGGAGAUUUCUAGAAGCAUUGUUCAGCGAGAACAACAUGAAGGAGUACCCAGACUUACGCUAUGUUUUUGAAAAUGUGAUCAGCAGUGAUGACUCCAGUGAUGGAGAGGAGCUGCCAGAACCCUCCACCUCAGCGCAGAAAAGGGGGCCUGCAGAAGACAGUGAUACCAGUUUAGAAAUGUCUGCUGAAGAAUCACCUCAGCAAGCAUUGAGCUCCCCAGCAAGAAGUGAGCCAGCAGAAGACAGUGAUACUGAUUUAGAAACAUAUGAUGAGGAACAGCUCCAGCAAGCAUUGAACUCCCCAACAGAAAGUGGAUCAGAGUUACCAGCCCUUGAAAAAGAGACAUGUCCGUGUGUAAUGUGCUCCCCCAAAUGUGUGCCAGCAAGUUGGAAAGCAGGGCCUGAACAUAGCCAAGCGUGUGACAUGAUAGGCACUGUAGACCUUGGAACCAACUCUACUUUGGCAAGAGUCAAGAGGAAGAGAAAAAAAAAGAAAGGACAUUCCUGGACAAGAAUUAAGAGAAUCCGGAGAAACACACAAAAUGCUAAGCGCACCAAGAGAAAUAGAUCAAGAAAUCACAGACAUGAAAAUGUGGAUUUUCACUCUCAAAUACUGCCUGUGACCUGUGGUGAGGUGACAGGGAUGUUAUAUAAGAGGAAAUUGCAACGAGGAACCUCUGUACGGUGUAUACAAUGUGAGGAUGGAAAUUGGCUCACCCCCAGGGCAUUUGAAGUCAAAGGAGGCCUUGAAAGAUCAAAGAAUUGGAAGAAGAGUUUGCGCUGUGGUGGGAUACCCCUGCAAAUGCUGAUAGAGGAUGGAUUUCUAGAUAAACCUCCAAGAAACUAUAACAGGAGAGGAAAGGGGAAAACACAGAAUUCUUUCGGUUAUCCCUCAGUUGAUCCUUAUCCAGAAAACUCUAACACGUGCGAGGUGUGCGGGGCCAGAGGGCUGCUGCUGUGCUGCGACACUUGUCCCAGGUCCUUUCACAAAGACUGUCACAUCCCCCUUGAGGACACGGAGAGGGACCCGUGGAGCUGCACCUUCUGCGAGGUGAAUGAGUCCUCGGGAAGCCAGCCGCGUCGGGGGGAGGCCGAGGUCCUGGCAAGGCCGAUGCAGCCCGAGGAGCAGUUGAAAUGUGCCUUGCUCCUCAUGAAGGUCUAUGGCCAUUCCGAAAGCUCCUUUUUUAAGAGGAUUCCACAUUAUUAUUAUAUUAAGGAAGUUUCUCAAAAACUGAAGGAACCCAUGUGGUUGGACAAAAUCAAGAAGAAGCUAAAUAAGCAGGGAUACUCCCGAGUGCAGGAGUUUGUGCAGGACAUGCGCCUCAUUUUCCAAAACCACAAAGUAUCUUACAAGAGCGUUAACUUUGGCCUAAGGGGACUUAAACUGGAGGCAGAAUUUGAGAAGAAUUUCAAGGAAGUGUUUGCUAUUCAAGAAACAACUGAGGACAGCCCCCCAGGGGAGUGACCGCCCUGGAUGCCCUCAGAAAUCUCUGGACAGAUCUCAGAAUGGUCCUUCAAAAUCAACAAAAAACUACGAACCAGAGACACUUUUAAG